CCCAUGGGGUCAGAGCGGGAGAGACAGAUGCAGGUGCACCAGGAAACCGCGGCCAGUGUCCUCCAAUCACAACACAGGAUGGGGAACAUGCCCACCAAUGCCUCCAAUGCCUGUUGUUUCUGCUGGUGUUGCUGCUGCAGCUGCUCCUGGUAGGUACCACUAUACUAUCCAUAGUAAGGGCCCGUGUCCCAAAUUGCACUCUAUUCCUUAUAUGGCACACUACUUUUGACUAGGGCCCAUAGGGUGCUAUUUGGGACUCAGACCAUACCUACUUUACUGACAUUCUAUACCAUGCUUAUACCAAAACUCUGCACUCCAGAGCAGCAGCGUCAUGCACCCCAAAAAUCUGAGGGGGCACAAAGUACGUGAGGAUGGCUGGGGAGUGGUCUGGAAUGGGGACUAGGCCCCCAGUCGGAAAGUUGGAGAAUUGUGCUUUUUUCAAACACCUGAAACUGUCUUUCCCGCAAUCAAGUUGUUUAUUUUGUUAAAGAAACUAAAUAUGCUUAUCUGCAUCUCUGCUCAAAUCUGGGUACAAUAUUGAAAGGAAUGUGAGUCCUAUUCAGUACAUUUAGUAAUUGCUUUUCUAAAGUCUACCAACCUUGCCAGCAGGCAUGCCAGCUAAUAUAGUUAGACAAGCUGGCUACUCUAGCUUGAUUGAUUGCCUGAAAUGGCUUCUUGGUAACUAGUUAUGAGGUUGGGAGAUUGGGAACCUAUCUGGCUAGCUAAAGCCAACUUCAUAAAAUUGCUAGGUGGCUAGUAGUAUUACAGAGAAACGACAAACAAAAAAUGAAACACAUUUUUAUUAUUUAUUUUAUAGGACAACUCUGAGGGGGCACGUGCCUCUGUGCCCCCUAUAGGCAUGACGCCUCUGCUCUGGAGCAACCUACAUACAGUGCAUUCGGAAAGUAUUCAGACCCCUUGACUUUUUUUGGAAAUUGUUUUUUUCUUGAAUAAAUCUACACACAAUACCCCUUAAUGACAAAGCAAAACCUGGUUUUGAUAAAUGUGUGCACAUUUAUAAAAUAAAAAAACUGAAAUAGCACAUUUACAUAAGUAUUCCGACCCUUUACUCAGUACUUUGUUGAAGCACCUUUGGCAGCGAUUACAGCCUCAAGUCCUCUUGGGUAUGACGCUACAAGCUUGCCACACCUGUAUUUGGGGAGUUUCUCCCAUUCUUCUCUGCUGAUCCUCUCAAGCUCUGGCAGGUUGGAUGGGGAGCUGCACAGCUAUUUUCAGGUCUCUCCAGAGCAGUUCGAUCGGGUUCAAGUCCGGGCUCUGGCUGGGCCACUCAAGGACAUUCAGAGACUUGUCCCGAAGCCACUCCUGCGUUGUCUUGGCUGUGUGCUUAGGGUCAUUGUCCUAUUGGAAGGUGAACCUUCGCCUCAGUCGGCGGUCCUGAGCGCUCUGGAGCAGGUUUUCAUCAAGGAUCUCUCUGUACUUUGCUCGGUCUGAAUGUUUUCCGAAUGCACUGUUUAUUAUACUCUGCACAGGACACAAAUAGAGGCAUAAAAACGGAGCAUCUGCCAGCUACACACAGUCUCUGUGAACAAAACCCACAGGGACAUUUAUGUUUUGGAGUUAUAGAUGUAUACAUAAGCAAGGAUUAUGCCUCUUCUUCUGACUGCUCUCUUAGGACAGCACUACCUGUUAUGUGCAGAAUAAGAGCAUGGAAAUUCACACCUCAGGGAGUGGGAAUAGUCCCUGUCUUCACAUCAACCUCAGUUAAGUUGUGCUAAUUGUCGCAGAGCUACAGUGUGUGGCCAGGGAGCACAGAUGUGGUGGAUUCUCACCUGCCUUUUAAUUAGGCUACAGGUGACUGCUAGACCAGGUGUUUAAAUUAACUACAGCACAUCUCUAAGGACUGGAUGACAGUAGUGUUUACGCAAGACCUCCAUGCAGAGCUCACGCAUCCGGGACAUGUGCACCUGCCACCACUGUUGUUCACAGUUUGGAACAAUCAACAUGAUUUCUAUCUGCUACCCACCACACCAAUUGACAAUAGCUGAAAACCCUACAUUGUACAUACAGUACAUUUUCUAUUUUGUUUUUUCACUGUUUUUCAGUCUGACUGUUAUGAAGGAGGAUGAGAGGAUUCAAAGAAGCAUCUAUGAGAGGAUAGAGGGAAUCGCAAACUGUGAUGACAGGUAACAACACUACACAGUGACUAUCCCCUAUAGGGUUAGCUACAUAGUAUAGGAUAAACAAGAAGAGGGAAUAUAGUUGAGACUGUUUAAUAGGAUCUCUAGACACAGAGAUCCUACUAAAUUACUUAUAUGUAAUGUAAUGUUUUGAGUUCUAUAUGUAAUUAUAUGGAGCUAGAGCUGAAACGUUGACAUUAAAUAUUCUCAACUCUGUCUAUUGUAUGAAAUAAAGAGCAUUGUCCCUCUUUUGAAGCCCCAAGCCUACUCUGGAGGAUGCGACAACGUGGACCAUGUCGUUUGAGAGGCUGAUGAAGAGCCCUGCAGGGCGGGGCUGCUUCCAACAGUUCCUGAGGACAGAGUUUAGUGAAGAGAACAUUAGGUUCUGGUUGGCCUGCGAGGAGCUCAAGAAGGAGACCAACAAAACGGUGGUGCAGGAGAAGGUACGACAGAUCUAUGAGGACUUCAUCUCCAUCCUCUCCCCUAAAGAGGUGAGCUUACACUGCUUUGGCCUUUCUUGAGACUGAAGUGGCCUAUAAUUGUGCAAAUUUAUAGCUGCCAGCCUAAAAUGUUUUCUCCAUAGAGUAUUCUUAUUAGUGUGACUUAGCAAGACCACUCUAGAUUCCACAUUCUUCUGACUUACUAUAGUUAUUCAUUAGACCACUACUGAUCUUAUUCAACUUCUAUGGUUGUUUAAUUACUUCUCCAGGUGAGUUUGGACUCACGUGUUCGAGACGUGAUCAACAAGAACAUGCUGGAGCCCACGUCCCACACGUUUGAGGACGCCCAGCAGCAGAUCUACACGCUGAUGCAGAGAGACUCAUACCCACGCUACAUGAACUCUACAGCGUAUGCAGAUCUGCUGCAGAACCUGGAAGAACCACCUCCUGCCACAGAGCCAUAG
This is a messenger RNA of Coregonus sp. 'balchen', 3042 nucleotides long. The record is from the annotation of a GenBank genome assembly. NCBI's taxonomy places the organism in Eukaryota, Metazoa, Chordata, Actinopteri, Salmoniformes, Salmonidae.